This is a messenger RNA of Dissoconium aciculare CBS 342.82, 228 nucleotides long. RefSeq lists its product as uncharacterized. Lineage: Eukaryota; Fungi; Ascomycota; Dothideomycetes; Mycosphaerellales; Dissoconiaceae. The record is from RefSeq and is a predicted model, not a curated record. The coding region runs from base 1 to 228 and encodes 75 amino acids. The transcript is spliced from 3 exons.
AUGGCUCCCGUCACAUUCUGGGAGGCUCCUGGCGCCUACAUCCACUGGGCUGCGCGUCGGAAACCCGCUAUCUUCUGGAGUCUUGUGCUCGGCAGUUUCGGUCCUGUGUUUCUGUUCGCUGUUCCGCCAGUGCGAAAGUACUUUGGCGAUGGCCCGCGUCCGCAUAUUCCUCACACAUACCCGAUUCCCAAAGGCCCCCGAAAGAUUCCCGAAGGAUACGACGACUGA